AUGAAAAAUAUUAUUUUAUCAAUUAUUCUUUUUGUAUUAAUUGUUGCUUUAACAACUGCCAAUGAUACAAAAGAUAAUAAAUCUAAUGUUGGACAACAAACAAAUGAAAUAACAGAAAAACCAAAAAAUGAAAAUCAACAAUUAAAACGUUUGAGAAGACAAAAUGAUGGAGAUAAUUUUAUUGAUAACCAAGGAUUUCAUAUGCCAGGAUAUGGAAAUAAUGAAGAUAAUCAACCAUGGACUGGACAACAUUGGGAUAAUAAUCCAUGGAGUGGUCAUUAUUUUCCAACAUCACCAUCAAACAUAGAUCAAAUGUGGCAAGCUCCACAAAACUUUGGAAGACAUAUUCCAAGACAUUUUAAUCCAUGGUAUUCACAUCACCAUCAUCAUGGAAGACCAUCAUAUCCAUCAUAUAAUAUGGCAGAUAAAUAUGCUUAUGACUACUUCAAAAGAAACGGAUUUACAAUAAAAUCUGUUUUAACAUUUUGUACUAAUUAUCAUAUUUCCUCAAUUAUCAAUUACAGUAGAUCAUUAAAAAAUUUCUGUUCUAAAAUAAAAGAAAAUUAUGGUAAUGACUCUAUCCCAACAUAUCCAAAAACUCCAGAAACUUCAGGAACUGAAGAAAUUUCACAAUAA
Messenger RNA from Strongyloides ratti, 636 nucleotides. RefSeq lists its product as hypothetical. The transcript has a single exon. The coding region runs from base 1 to 636 and encodes 211 amino acids. NCBI's taxonomy places the organism in Eukaryota, Metazoa, Nematoda, Chromadorea, Rhabditida, Strongyloididae. The record is from RefSeq and is a predicted model, not a curated record.